Messenger RNA from Paramormyrops kingsleyae, 5352 nucleotides. RefSeq names its product phosphoinositide-3-kinase, regulatory subunit 5 (gene pik3r5). NCBI's taxonomy places the organism in Eukaryota, Metazoa, Chordata, Actinopteri, Osteoglossiformes, Mormyridae. The record is from RefSeq and is a predicted model, not a curated record. Gene Ontology annotation, molecular function: 1-phosphatidylinositol-3-kinase regulator activity. Gene Ontology annotation, cellular component: phosphatidylinositol 3-kinase complex, class IB. Gene Ontology annotation, biological process: positive regulation of MAP kinase activity; G protein-coupled receptor signaling pathway.
UUUCGUUAUCCUUCCUCUCCCUUACUCACCUUAAUGGUAGCUCAUUCCCCCUCUGUUCCCCUUAACUAGUGUGUUAAAGUUCCUCAGCAACACAAUGGAAACAAUGUUUGUUUUACUUCUCCAAAUUACCCAAACACACCAAAUAGUGAGGCCAUGUAAAAUCUAUAUAAAAAAAAAAACAGAACAGGAAUAUGAAUGAAUCAAAAUCAACACAAAAGGACAUUUUGCAAAAGCUAAGCCCCUCCUUUCACCCCAUGGUCUGCCUUCCUCAUUGUGCUUUCCUACACCUUUCUUUCAGUUCCUGUUUUGUCGCACAGAAGUUCAGCAGACAAAUCGCGUGGAAGGCUGUUUUGCCAAAGUUGUAAGCGCCGUAACCGAAGGAUGUGGUCGCACUGCUAGUCUGCAUGCUACAAAUGAAAAGACAACUGGAUUCAGCUUGGAAGAGCAGCAAAAGGCAACUGAGCUGAAGAUUCUUUCUGACUCGAAGGGUCAUGAAACAAACCACGGGACGUCUAGGAUAGCCCGGGGAGGUGAGCCAACAUGCAGAACACCACAUGCACAGAGGACCGUAUCCACCACGCCCUGGAGAGGUGUCUGGAUGGCCUGGGAACUGGCUCCUCCCUCUCACGGUCCUGGAAUGCUGGGCUGUGCAUGAACCGCUGGAGUCUGGAGGAGCUAGUGAAGAGGGACCCGGACAACUUUCUCAUUCUCCUCCACCAGAUUCUCAGAAAAGCCAAAGAGGUCCAGGAAACGUCCGAGUAUGAGCUGGUGGCCCCACUGGCUAUCAUGUUCUCCAACACCCUCCUGCAGACGCCGCAUUUUCCUGUGGACUCCCAGCUGCUAAUGGAGGCCUAUGCAGUGUUCCACCGCUUCCUGACGUGGCCGGAGCCAUAUUGCAGCGUAUGUCGCAAUCUGCUCUCCACUGUCUGCCAGGAGAUGAAGGCCCCAGGUAUCUCCUACCAUCGGCUGGUGAGACAGGAGCAAGGAUUAGUCACACCCAUCCAGAGGUCAAAGACCAUAACGGUGCUCCUGAUGAACCCGGUGGACGUCCCGCCUGAGUUCCUGUCCGUGGCCGAGCAGCUCAGCCAGACCCAUCACUCCCAGAAGGAGGCCUACAUCACCCUCAUAAAGCAUGCGUACCAGGCAGCCUUCGGCACCAAGUACUCACUCCCCUGCAUGCAGAAGGCCCUGCAGGAUAAAAGUUUGGAGGAGUUGGGUCAGAUCUUCACUGCGGUUUCGGAGCUCAUGGAGUCAGCUGCCUCCAUGGAAGAUCCGGAUAAAGCCCGGGCCGACUUACUGCAGGGCCUGGAAGGACUGAAGGAGAGGGUUGGCAUCCAUGUGUCCAAUGGCAGGAGAUCAGAAGGACAGUUGCAGACUCUCCCUCUGCCGAUCGCCAGAACUUGCAUGUAUGAGUGGGACAAGGACAAUUUUGAUAUUUUGAACCAGAUUCUGGAAGAUGAGCUUGCACAAAUUCCUGCUGAAGAAGGACUGGACGAGGAUGAUGAUGAGGAGGAGAAAGGGGAGCGGGACGAAGAGGACAUUUCGGAGGAAGACGACAUUGUGACGAAUGGCUGUGUGGAUCAUAGAGCCUCCACCAUCUCCACCAUGUCCACACUAUCCACAAUCUCCAAGGACUCCAUGUUCUCCACGAUCUCGGUCAUUUCAAACUGCUCUAUGCCCUCCGUGUUGUCGGUGGCUUCUGGAGCAGACAGUGACUUCUGUGAAGACAUGGAAGAUAUCCUGCCAGAGCGGGGCACCAAAACCAAGCCUGGUUUAAGUCAACGCUUUUCCAUGCUCUUUAAGCCAAGAAGCAGCCAUUCCCUGUCCCGCGCCAAAAGUCUGGGCAGUUCCGAAACCAAAGACUUUGUGGUGGUGCGAUCGAAACGCUCCAACUCUCUGCCCCAGCAUGCCCAGCUGCACAAGCCAGAGCGGUUCCCUCUCAAGCCCGUCUGCUUCCGGAGAAGGCCCAUCCUGAGCUGCGACGAGGACAGCAAGGCCACCACUCUCCGUGUGGUAGUGUUUGGUGCCGACCACGCUGCCGGGAAGGUGGCCCGGGCCUACAGCAGCCUGCGUCUGCAGGAGAGCACAAGCCCACACCUCACUCGGGUUUUUAAGCUGCGGUUCUUCUUCAUUCCGGUGAGAAGAAGCAGCUGCAGUAGCAGCCCUUGGAAGAUGUCCGAGAGCCUGCUUCGAGACUCCACCUGCGGGGAGCAGAGCUCGCUUGGCAUGGAAGACAGCACUAAUGACAUUGCACGCUUCAUCGGAAUGCUGGACCCCUGGUACGAGCGUAACAUGCUCAGUCUGCUCAGCCUGCCUAUUGACGUCCUGUGCCAGCAAACCUCAAAAACAGAAACUGACUUUGGCGGCUGUGGCGAACGUCUGUCCAUUCUGGCAGAUCUGGUCUUGUACUACUGUCGCAAUGCUGUCCGACCUGUGCUGGUACAACUCUACCAGGCUGAGCUGACCCUUGUAGGAGGAGAUAAGAGGACUGAGGUCUUCAUCCACUCCCUGGAGCUGGGCCAUGCUGCUGGUACCCGUGCCAUUAAAGCUUUGGGAGCCGCCAGCAAGCGCUUUGGGAUUGAUGGAGAUCGAGAAGCCGUUCCAUUAACACUAGAGGUGGUUUAUAACAAGGUGGGUAUCAGUGGCAGGAGCCAGUGGAACAGAACAGACAAGGUCUGCACGUCCAUAAACCUGACCAAAGCCUGCAAGAAGCCAGAGGAACUUGACUCGAAGAUGGAGUGCCUCCAGAUGACGAUGACGGAAGUGUUGAAGAGACAAAACUCGCGAUGCAAAAAGGCGUACAAUCAGCAACUGUCAAUCACGGAGGUGAAAGUGGACAAAGUGCAGGUGAGCGGGGGAAACACCACCUUCGCCGUCUGCCUGGACCAGGAUGAGAAGAAGAUCAUUCAGAGUGUGACUAGGUGUGAAGUGUCUGUGUGCUACAAGCCCGACAUCAUGACAGACCGGAGGCUGCGCAAGUCCCUCUCCACAUACACCGAACCCCUCCACCCAACCUUCUGCUCUCUGCUCUGCCUGCCGAUCGCCACCUUUACUGGGGCUCACCCGUGAGAAAGUUACCCUCCGCUGGAGGUCUUUUACUGGACCAAGUUUACCAGAGGUCUAGAUAUUUGUAAAGUUUUUCUUGUUUUAAUUAUUAUUAUUUGCUUUAUUUAUCAUUCAUGACGUCAUAUAUUGUCCCAGGGAAGUGGGUAAAUGUGCAAUAACUUUAAUAACUUAAACCUUGAAUAACAAUAACCUUGAAUCUGACAAAAACACAAGAUAGACAUAAUUAAUUGAUAAUAAUUAAUUUGAAUGAUGGGAAAAUGAGUCUCGUACCAGGCUUCUGGUGCAAAGUUCACACACACACGCACACACACACACACUUGCAUUUAUAGCUUAUAGUAAAGUAAUACUUCGUAUGUUAAUCUAAACAAAUACAAAAAUCUAUAAAGUAUAGUAAAUUAUUACCUAUGCAAAACGAAUCAUAAAAAGCGCUUUAAAAUACGAUGUAAUUCUAACCUUGUCUUUAAUAUAAUUACCGCUUUAUCACUCGUAUGGGGGGUUAGCCUAUAUGCCUCUAAGACAUUCCUGUUCGUGCAAAUUAAACAUUUGUUUUAUAUUGGCAGCUUUGUUUACUUUGAGAAUAUUAUCAGACACUUAUAUGCCGAAGAAAAUACACUAAAAAUGUUAAAGCGUUUUUCCGACUGUUGUUUCGCAAUGGUCUAACAUGCGAUAUGAGAUAAAUGAAAGAGCUGUAUUGUGAUGUAUUUUCAGAGUGAAGAUACUGUAUGAACUGUUUGCACAUAAUAAUAUGACAUAACAUGACUAUGUGAUUAAAUUCGACCCUUCGUAAGAAGUUUUAAUACAUUGAAUGCAAUAUAAAUGAUCAUCGAUGCAGCAGACCUAUUUUCGACACGAGACAAGCCGCACGAGCGUCGUGUCACGUGCAAAACGUAUCCUACGCCGCUCACCGGGAGCGCGCACUCGUAGAGUCACCGUGUCAACCGCAGCUUUGCGGCGGAUGCUGGGUUCUACGUUGAUAAACACUGAGCUGCAAGCAGAGCAGCGUUUUUCCCUCUGACAAAUAUGCCUUCAAACGUGCAUGUUAAAUACCUUUUUCAGAACAUCUGCCGGAAAUUAAACCAUGAUACACGGCUGACUCAUCCGUAUAGAUCUGCUGCAUUCUCAUCGUUUUUAGCUCCUUUUUUUAUCCAUACUGUGCGUGUUGAUCUCUGUAAAUACUGUAUAUAUACGUACUUGAUACUGUAAAGUACAUGUGCAUCUAGGCAUAGCUUACGUAAUGCGUAUUGUUCAUAAACUAACAUAUGUGUAUAUAGUGUAAUUUAUUGUGAUUACGCAUUUUUAUAACUUGUCCCAUUCCUAUUUAACUAACAGAAUCAAAUUCCAAACACAAGCUUAUCACAGGAGACAACGCAAAGGCACGCGCUCUAUUGUGCAGGUGCUGAUCACGGACACUUGCUACUUUAAAAGAAUCAUGACUUGCGGGAUGAAAAUAAAAUGCGGUACACGCAUGGUACAUCAUGAAGGAUUGUUUAUCAGAUUUUUAUGUAUGUUUUGAACGGUGUUGAUUUUUUUUUGUCGGUUUUCUUUCGGAGAAACAUUUCAUCAUUUUACCUAUAUCAUACGCAGUUAAUAUCUUUGUAAUGCACUUGCAUAUAGUUACCAGACUCAUCAUGACUGUUGAAAUGUUAAAUCUUUGAUCGGUGUAAGUAUUUUUUGUUUGUGUCUUAACAUGUGCUGAUGUAUUCUUGUUUUAGUGUCUCUAAAUAUAAACUGGGAUCCCAUUGAAUUUGCAUAAGCUUGACCCCUUCGGCAUGAUGGGGAAAUUUGGACCCCUCUGUAUUUGCUUACUGAACAUUAUUUAUGUUUAGCGGUCGUUUUUUCCCCCCCGUAUGCGUUUUUUCCCGCCAUUGAUGAUCGCGUGCUGAGAUAAUUACAUUGGCGGCAAAAAGGUGUCGGUUUUGCCAUCGUUUUUCAGGAUGUUUCUUAAAAUAGUUCCUGCAAGAGGAACCGUAAAUGGCUUAGCUAGUGACUGUAACCCUGCCUUCCAGUAAAUACCACACACAACAUGUCGUUGUUAUGUGGAUCUCCAGGCAUGUCAAACCAUAAACACUGUUAACUUGAGCCAAAUCAUUCAAAUGCCUUGAGUUCUCUUCCCACUUCGCACUGAGAAAUAGACCAACUUUUACUAUUUGUAUAAAUAUGGCAAGCCAAAAUGAACGUUUUGGGUAACCGUCACUGUAUUGCUGUUGUAACCAAUGUAUCUUCUCAAACUGCAGUGCAAUUCACAAGUGUACCUCUCUCUCUUAAAUAAAACUCAAUUACAUCACA